CGCCGGGAGAAAGUACGCAUGCGUUGUUUCCUUGCAUGGCUAGCGUCCUUAUCCUAGCGGCGGCGGGAGCUGCGGUGGCAGCGCUGCUGGCACUGCGGCUCUGGGUAGUGCUCCAUUCUCGGGUCCUGGUGCCCCGUCAGUCUCUCAGUCUCUUGGUGGUGGCUGGGUCCGGUGGGCACACCACUGAGAUCCUGAGGCUGCUUGAGAACCUGUCCAAUGCUUACUCUCCUAGACAUUAUAUCAUUGCUGAUACUGAUGAAAUGAGUGCCCAUAAAAUAAAUUCUUUUGAACUAAAUCGAGCUGAUAGAGACCCCAGUACCAUGCUCCCUGAAUACUACAUUCACCGCAUUCCCAGAAGCCGGGAGGUUCAGCAGUCCUGGCUCUCCACGGUGCUCACCACCCUGUAUUCCAUGUGGCUCUCCUUUCCCCUGACUCACAGAGUGAAGCCAGAUUUGGUGUUGUGUAAUGGACCAGGAACAUGUGUUCCUAUCUGCAUAUCUGCCCUUCUCCUUGGGAUACUGGGGAUAAAGAAAGUGAUCAUUGUCUAUGUUGAAAGCAUCUGCCGAGUAGAACAUCUAUCCCUGUCCGGAAAGAUUCUGUUUCACCUCUCCGAUUACUUCAUUGUUCAGUGGCCAGCUCUUAAGGAGAAGUAUCCCAAGUCUGUAUACCUCGGGCGAAUUGUUUGACAAAUGACAACUUAUUUCUCUAGAAUUUUGCAGUCAAUCGAAUUUAUUAUAAUUGGAGUAGAAAAAACUGCGUGUUUAUUGUAAAAGGUUCUGAAGGUCCUGAGAAUUAUUGGUGGUGAAGAGUAAAAAAUGUGUAAAUAAUCCAGUAAGAAAACGGAAGGUGCUCUUACAAAACAAACAUUAAGGGGCGCCUGGGUGGCUCAGUUGGUUAAGCGUCAGACUCAGGUCAUGAUCUCAGGGUCAUGAGAUCAAGCUCCGUGUCAGGCUCCCGCUCAGUCGGCUUGAGAUUCUCUCUUUCUCCCCCUGUGUCCCUCCCCCCACAUGUGUGCUCUCUCCCUUAAAUAAAGAAAAUCUUUUUUAAAAAUUGAAUUAAAAAUAAAAAUAAAACAAACAUUAAUAAACCAUUAAGUGGUUUAUGCCUCUGUGCACCAAAUUUCUUUUCUUUUGUAUCACUACCUGCAAGUUAUCUUCUAACUUGUUUUAGUAAUAUUUUUCCUACAGCUAAAUAUAGAAUUAGUAUGAUUAGUAACAUUUCCUGUUCUGCAGCCCUUUUUUUUUUUUUUUACAAUAUUCUGCAUUGUAAAAAGAAAAGAAAGAUAUUUCUUAGUUUUGUUCAGAUAUAGCAGGCUCUGUUUCCUGUAUGGAAGCAGUGAAGUCCCUAGUGAAUCCUUUCAGCAUAAAGGAAGCAGUCAUAUUACAUGGGAUUCAUGACAAGUUGCACUCCACAGGCUUCCAGAACCGUGAGCAGAAACCGCUAUCUUUUUUUUGUUCUUCAGUUUUGCUUUGUGAGUCGUUGCCCUCAACCCAGAAGACUUUUUGAAAUCUCUUGUUUAAUCGUUAAAAUAAAUUGAAAGGUGACCACUGUCAUAGUACUAAAAACAUGAGUUUGUUUUUCAGGAAUCCAAACUCUCAAACCAUUUUUUAAAAAUGUUUUAGUAAAUUCACAACGUCGUGGCUGUCGUCGUCCCUGGCAUUUUGAGAUGUUCAGGCUCCGUAGGGCGUAUUUUUACUGAACGUUUAUGUGAGGUCUUGCUGUACGCCAGGUAUUCUUCUAAUCACUUUUCAAGUAUUAACUCAUAGAAUCCUGCUAACAACUCGGUGAGGUAGGGACUGUUACUAUCCCCCUUUUACAGGUGACUUGUCUAAGAUCACAUGACCAGCAAAUGGCAAAGUCGAGAUUCCAGCCCUGGCAGCCUGGCUGGAGAGCAAAGCCUGUUUCACGGGCGUGUGGCCUGAGCCUCACACAGGGACCCGCACUCAGGAGGGCCCUGCACCUGCUUUUGUACCCUGCUAUCACAAAUUUCUUAAUAGAUGUGGAACAAGGGACCUGUGUUUAUUUUGCACUGAUCCCCACAAAUUAUUUUGUUGGUCCUGCUUGAGAAUGUGAGCUGCCCUGUCGACUACCAACAGAAGUACAACCCCGAGUGUGGGGCCGGGCUGGGCGGUCCUCAACAAACAGGAAUUCUGUCCCCUUCCUCUAGGCCCUCUCUUCUAACAGUGAGAAGACCUCUCGUAGUGUUUAAGGUUUUUCUUUUCUCCUCUUAAAUC
Ailuropoda melanoleuca (giant panda) is the source of this 2234-nucleotide messenger RNA. It is a transcript of the gene ALG14, whose product is annotated as ALG14 UDP-N-acetylglucosaminyltransferase subunit. The record is from RefSeq and is a predicted model, not a curated record. Lineage: Eukaryota; Metazoa; Chordata; Mammalia; Carnivora; Ursidae. Gene Ontology annotation, cellular component: UDP-N-acetylglucosamine transferase complex. The transcript is spliced from 4 exons. Gene Ontology annotation, biological process: dolichol-linked oligosaccharide biosynthetic process. Bases 36 to 686 code for a protein of 216 amino acids. Gene Ontology annotation, molecular function: N-acetylglucosaminyldiphosphodolichol N-acetylglucosaminyltransferase activity.